AACACUUGUCAGGAGCUGGUUCUUGAUCAGAAGUCCCCAGCGACUCUGGAAAUUUCACUGCCGGUUGACAGACGGAGGAGGGUUUGUUCUGUGUCUCCACCGGUCCCUCCUGAGGCAGCCGAGCGGCCUGCUGCCAGCUUCCAGUGCCCGCGGUUACUCCCGCGGGUGUUUGGGUUUCUGCCUCAGCGGCGUGGACGUGGACAGGCUGUGAGUGUGACUGUUGGGGGCCACGCCGGUGCCUUGAAGUUUCAAUGUCUGCAUCUCUUCCCGCAGGGAGAUGACAGUCUGUCUGCGAUCUCCUUGGACUCCGACCUCGAGACAAAAACAAAGAGGAAGAGUUUCCACAAACCUUCGCCCACAUCACCGAAGUCACCGUAUUACUGUAAGCCGAGAACAGCGGUGUGCUGGAGGUCCCUGCGGACGGCCCCCAGCAUGCCUCUUGGAAACCGAAUGUCCUUGACGCCUCAGAAGCUGUGGCUGGGAAGCUCGAAGCAAGGAGGUGUGGCCCACCCCCCGAAGCCAGGCCUCACCUUGGAGCAUGCCUGGACCCACCCCCCCAGCAGCACCCCCGACUAUCUGACGGAGGCACUGAGAGUGAAGAGGUCAGACCUCAGGCGUUCUGCCAGCAGUGGUCACGUCCCGGGGACGCCGGUCUACAGAGAGAAGGAGGAGAUGUACGACGAGAUCAUGGGCCUGAAGAAGUUGUUGCACAUGCAGAAAAGCGACUUGGAUCUGCUGAGGACGAAGCUGCGGCGCCUGGAGGAGGAAAACGGACGGAAGGACCGGCAGAUCGAGCAGCUGCUGGACCCGACCCGGGGCCCGGAUUUUGUGUGGACUCUGGGAGAGAAAAGGCCUGACGCUGGCUGGGUCAUCAACGGGCUGAAGCAGAGGGUCCUGCGGCUGGAGCAGCAGUGCAAGGACAAGGACAGCACCAUCAGCAAACUGCAGGCUGAUAUGAAGACCACGAGCUUGGAAGAGAUGCGGAUUAUCAUGGAGACGUACUACGAGGAGAUCCAUCGUCUCCAGACGCUGCUGGCGAGCUCGGAACCGACAGGAAGGACACGGCCUGUGGUGGAGAAGAGAGCUGGUCUCAGGAGGCAGAAGAAGCUGAGCAGUGCCCUGCUGAGCCUGUCCCGGAGUGUGCAGGAGCUCACAGAGGAGAACCAGAGCCUGAAGGAGGACCUGGACCGCGUGCUGAGCAGCUCGCCCACCGUCUCCCGGACAAAGGGGUACAUGGAGUGGAGUAAGGCCCGGCUGCUGAGACGGAUCGCAGAGCUGGAGAAGAAGAUCAGCUCAGUGGAAAGCCCAGAACCUCAGGCUUUGGACGUGGUCCGGUCAGACCCGCUGGCUCUCCCCGCAUCCAGCGCCUGGGCCCACAGGCAGCCCCAACCCGAGUGCCAGGAGGACAACAAGCGCCACGAGGACAGUGAGCGUCUCCGGGGCACAGUGCGGAGCCUGAAGGGCGAGCGGAAGGCCCUGCAGGCCCAGCUGCAGGAGAGAAGCUUGGAGGUAAAGCAGCUGCUCCAGACCAAGGCCGACCUGGAGAGGGAGCUGGAAGAGGUGCGGGAAGGCGAGGAGGCGAGGAGAGCGAGAGAGGAGGCUUUGAGGGAGGAAGUUCAAGCUCUGACCACAAAGUGUCAAGACCUGGAAGCAGUUAGGAAGGGAGAGGGAGACGACCCCACGGAAGUGACCCCUGAGGCCCCGGAGGAGCCCCGACCUGCCCGUCCUGCCAGCAGUCCCUCUCAGCAGGACUCUGAGCCCGACGCCAGCGAGGAGGGCUCGCCCCGGCCCCCCUGCACCUGCUCGGAGGAGCACAGACACGCGGCCGCCAGGGUCCUGCAGGCCCGGUGGAAGGUGUACAGACUCCAGAAAAGAAAGGCUGUGCUGGAUGAGGCGGCCACGGUGCUUCAGGCCGCUUUCCGGGGACACCUGGCCAGGGAAAGUCUGUUAUCGAGCAGAGCGCGUAGGUCAGCGUCUCCCAGUGUGCCCGGCCUCCCCAGCCAGAACCCUCCCUCACCUCGUGCUCCGAGCCCCACUGUCCAAGCCGAGGGCGACCCCGGGCAGGAGGAGGCCAUUACUGUCAUCCAGUCUGUCUUCCGGGCACACAUGGCACGGGUCGGGCACAGUCAAAGACCUCACACCGCAGCUCCUACGAAGACCACGGCUGCUUCGGGCACGUGUGGCACGCCCUCCCCUCCCGGUCUCCCUGUGGCACCUGCUGGUCAGGAAGAGGGCGAAGUGAGCAGUGGGGACGCCAGGGAGGGACCAGCCCCGCAGCCCUGUCCCGCAGAGCCCCCUCCCUCGGAGCCACCGCCCUCGGCAUCUCCACGCUGGGAAGACGCCUACUCCGACGACUCCGACGAGGUUGUCGUGGCUCCGACUCCGCCCUUGAAGAAAAGCGCCCCCCUGCCCCUUGCCCUCAGUCCCUAUGGGUGUGUCCCACGGGGCGACGCCCUGUCUGCGGAAGGUUAGGUUAAGAGGGCUCGCGUGAGAGGAGAGACCUAGAACUGCAAAGUGCUUUAUCUCGUUAGGAAAAGAACGGACCUGCUCUCCACUCAGCAUCCCCAGCUUCUCUCGCGCGGCUGGUUUGUGUAAGGACCCUGCGCGCCUUCCUCUCACCUUUGGGGGGCUGUGGUCGCACUGCCCCCUGCUCUCAGCUGCGGUUCACAGGGUGGUUCUCAGCGCCCGCACAUCACCCGGGAUUGGGGUCCACCAGGGAGCCCAGCCUUGACCUUGAAGACACUGAGCCAAGCCCCGUUCAUUUAAUUUUCACUCGGCCUGUGGGCUGCCAGGUCCGUUUCCUUCUUCCUUCCCCCGCUGGGCUGCCUGGCGUCUCGGCUGAGCUGGGCGCUGCCCAGUGCUUUGUUUUAUCCACUGGGUCUGUCCCAGGGAACCUGACCCGUCCACGCUGGGUGCCAGGGUCAGAGCUAAAGGUCAGCCCGAGCCAGCUGAGCAGGAAGUGUAGGGGCCACGUGCCUUCUUGAUUGUGAGGCCACUCCUGCCCCUGGACCAAAAGUGGGCCUUUCUGCAUUUCUGUUCCCUUAAGGAGCCCCAGGCGAGGGCACCCUCCCUGGGCCUGGAGGGCAAGCCCUGCCCAGAGUGGGGAGCAGGUCCUGCGGGGCAUCCCCAUCUGUGCACCGAGACCUGCGGGGGCCUGGCUGGUGGGCAGAGCUGAGAAGGGCAAGUUGAGCCCAUGAACUUGAGUUUCCUGAGAACGUGCCCCUGCCAUGGGGACAUGUACGGUCGCCGUGCCCUGGGCCUCCUGGGUCCAGCGCUGCUGGUCUACCUCAGUAAACGACAUACCUCAGGGA
This is a messenger RNA of Miniopterus natalensis, 3311 nucleotides long. The record is from RefSeq and is a predicted model, not a curated record. Lineage: Eukaryota; Metazoa; Chordata; Mammalia; Chiroptera; Miniopteridae.